Molecule: messenger RNA, 1514 nt
Organism: Chondrus crispus (carragheen)
Lineage: Eukaryota; Rhodophyta; Florideophyceae; Gigartinales; Gigartinaceae
Exons: 2
Coding region: 1-213 (70 amino acids)
Source: RefSeq, a predicted model, not a curated record
AUGACACGCUCCUCCGCACCUUGCAAUGCCCCUUACCAUGGGCUGUGUCUGAAAAGUCUCCCGCUAGAAGUCCAGAACCGCAAUCUCUCCUACUUUGCCCCUCACCCAUCGGACCCAGACUCAUUUUAUGACUGUCUCUUUCUAGCCGAAGCCAUUCUUCAUGUUCGUCUGGCAAUCCUCAAAAGUAUAUCCUUCAAGUUCUGCGUGACAUGACGCAUCACCCUUCUGGAACGAUGGGCUGCGGUUCUCCGACCUUCUUUACGAGAGCUGGACAUUCGAGUGCAUCCCAAGGCCCCGAAUCCCGGACUCCUGUCUCUACUUGACGUCCCUAAAAUGACACGAGUGUCUAUGCUCGCUUCACAGGAUAGGCUUCAUGCGCUUCAGGGAGCGCCAUAUUUGCGUUUUUUGUCACUCACCGUGCGAAGCCAAACCGAUGCCCUACUCGCAUUCGAGUGUUUCAAGUCCUGGCCUCAUCUAGAAGACUUGACUCUGAGAUUAGAGGGCAAGAGCGUUUGCAGUUUUUCGCCGCAUGGCGGGAGGAUUUCUUUAGCUUGCCCCAACAUCCAAAAGCUUGACAUCAAGUGUGUGUGUGGUCGUCCGGAUAACUGCACUGCGUGGCACUUCGCUGCCUCCUUUCCAAACAUUCACCACCUUGUCGUGCGUCAGCAAACGCCGACUCGGUUAUACAUUCCCUUUCGUGAAGACCAUGAACCAAUUCGCCGUGACCUCAUCCUACUACCUCGCAUGGAACGUAUGAUUAAGCAUUUCUCCGUCGACUUUGAUUUUCUGUGCACCAGUUGCGAAGUUAUAUGUUCUGAUUCAUCUGAAGCCGUUUUGCCCACCAACUGUUCUUUUUCCGUAUGGACGGAAAAUGUAGAAGCCGAAAAUGACGAAUAUUGCUAUGUAUACGUUUCCAUAUCGGACAAGGUCUUUCGAGUCCUUCGAGGUUCGAAAUAGUGAAGGCAUAAAUGGCGGAAAGAAUCUCUUCAUUGGAUCUAUUCUGCAGCAUGCUAUUGCCAUGCCUACACUCUGCGUAUUGUCUCUCGAACAGAUCAAUGUGAAAAGAAAUGAGCUAGGAUCUAUCUUGGAAGCAGUUGGGACUAGACUAAAAAGUUUGCCGCCACAAUCGAAUUCCGAGGAGAGAAGGGUUAUGAUCGACUGUCGUGGCUCUUUCGAAUGUUAGGAAGGUUCAAUCUUUUUAUUCAAGAGCUCAGUCUUAAUACUCGGUUGUUGAUCGAAUCGCAGGGCUUUGAUAUCAUCCAUCCUUCCGAGAGAUUGAUUCAUCAAGACGAGUUGAGAGCGGCCUACACUGAUUUUUCUCUCAAAUGCCCCCAUGUACAUGUUAUAGACCGGCAUCAUUCGCGCGUAAUUUCGUAUGUAGAACUCGAACAUGCCGUCUUCGAUAUUGGCUGUAACAUUAUCAGUGACAUUGAUAUCAGUGACAGUGAUAUCAGCGGCAUUAGUGAUUAAUAAAUCGAGUGCAUGUGACAUAUGAGCUGGUAAACUUUUUGCGU